This is a messenger RNA of Boleophthalmus pectinirostris (great blue-spotted mudskipper), 1785 nucleotides long. Its product is annotated as cysteine/serine-rich nuclear protein 3-like. Gene Ontology annotation, molecular function: DNA-binding transcription factor activity, RNA polymerase II-specific; sequence-specific DNA binding. The transcript is spliced from 4 exons. Bases 16 to 1653 code for a protein of 545 amino acids. Gene Ontology annotation, biological process: regulation of transcription by RNA polymerase II. Gene Ontology annotation, cellular component: nucleus. The record is from RefSeq and is a predicted model, not a curated record. NCBI's taxonomy places the organism in Eukaryota, Metazoa, Chordata, Actinopteri, Gobiiformes, Gobiidae.
AGUGGGCGGAGCACCAUGAUCAGUGGAAUCUUGAAGAGGAAACAUGAAGAGGGCCCCUCCUCACAUCUGUCCACGCCCGCCUCUGAUGAUGAGGUGUCCUGCAGUGACAGCGGCAACAGCAGUGACAGUCUCAACCACCCUGUGCCAUCUGGACUGCUUAACUCUUCUCUGCAGCAAAAGUCCAAGAGAUUUCGCGGUCGAAACGUGCACUUUGAGAACGUGACAGUGUACUACUUCGGGCGCAGACAGGGCUUCACCAGUGUGCCCACUCAGGGGGGCAGCACCCUGGGCAUGUCGCCCCGUCACAGCUGCGUCAAGAACUUCACCCUCCGGGAGUUCGCAAUGGAGCAAAAGCGCAGCCACCGCAACAUGCUCCGACACCACCUGAAAGAAGAGAAACUCAACGCCAUCAGACUCAAACUCACCAAGAAUGGCACGGAGUCCUCUGUGGAGGCGGACACCCUGACGUUAGACGACAUUUCUGUGGACGAGCUGGACGUGGACAACACUGAGGUGGAUGACUACUUCUUCCUGCAGCCGCUGACCACCAGGCGGCGCCGUGCUCUGCUCCGUGCCUCCGGGGUGAGGCGCAUCGACGUGGAGGAGAAACACGAGCUGCGCGCCCUGCGCCUGUCCCGGGAGGAGUGUGGGUGUCGCUGCAGGGGCAUGUGUGACCCGGAGACCUGUGCCUGCAGCCUGGCCGGCAUUAAGUGCCAGGUAAAUGGAUCUGUGGUGGACCGCAUGUCCUUCCCAUGUGGCUGCACCAAAGAGGGCUGCAGUAACACCACAGGUCGCCUGGAGUUCAACCCUGUGCGUGUCCGGACCCACUUCCUCCACACCAUCAUGAAGCUGGAGCUGGAGAAGAGCCGUGAGGAGCAACCACAUCACCGCCAGCAACCACUGCCGCCAGAACAUCAGCAGCAGCAGCUCGUAACCAACGGCAACGGUUUCCAUAGCGACCCCUCCUCUCUGGUCCAGACGCAGCAACAGCCGAACCUCCAGUUCCCUCUCAUGAUGCACCUCCAGAACGACACAACGGACCCCCAUUUGGAUGACGAGGAAGAGGAGGAUGAGGAUGAAGACGACGAAGAGGAAGAAGAGGAGGAUGAAGCCUAUGAGGACGAGGAGGAUGGAAGUAGUGUUUGCAGUGGCCUUUCAGACUGUAGCACGCACAGUUUAGACACCAAUGACCCAGAGGAAGGAGAGGACAGUGAGGAAGAGGAGGAUGAGGAGGAUGACGAUGGAGAAGAGGAGGAAGAGGACGACUGGGACUGCCCUUUACAAAGCACAAACGCACCUCCAUACCCAGUCCCUCUCCCGUCUAUUCUGACCUACUCUAACAAUGCACUAACAAGUCCCCCCUUCUCUUACAACAGAGACAGUGAAAACCACCCCACUCUCCCCACUGUGGACACAGCUCUAAACUCCGAUCAGGGCGUCCCGUGCCGUCUCCCUCCCCACCCGCUUCCCAACUCCCCAAAUCUCUCACAUGCACAGCUACGUGAGGGCGAAGCUGCCUCUAGUGGUGAACAUUCUGCACUGCUCCAGAACAAUCCAGACUGGUGUGACUCACAAACUGAAAAUGUGGCCAAGGAGCAGACAGGGGAGGAAGAAGGAGAGACUUUGGAAGAAACCAAUCAAAACGCAACUUAGAAUCCUUUACAAAUGUGAUGUUCGAUAAGUGCACUUCCAUAUGGAGCUAACAGACCAUGAGUGGCACACAAAAUGAUCCAAUUUUAUCUUUGUUGGUUUUAAACAAAAUACUUGGUCAAUAACCUUUGUUGU